Messenger RNA from Puccinia graminis f. sp. tritici CRL 75-36-700-3, 4839 nucleotides. RefSeq lists its product as uncharacterized. Gene Ontology annotation, cellular component: exocyst. The record is from RefSeq and is a predicted model, not a curated record. Bases 133 to 4839 code for a protein of 1568 amino acids. The transcript is spliced from 13 exons. NCBI's taxonomy places the organism in Eukaryota, Fungi, Basidiomycota, Pucciniomycetes, Pucciniales, Pucciniaceae. Gene Ontology annotation, biological process: exocytosis; Golgi to plasma membrane transport.
AACAUCAACAUCAACAUCAACCAGCAUCAACUAUUCCCUUCAAGUUUUGCAAGUCAGUAAAAGAGCUUCGUUUCACCACUCGAUCUCUAUCCUAUCCAGUUCGAUUGGUCUUCAUCCUCAUUCUCAAUUACCAUGUCGCGUGCGCGCGAUCUCCGAGCCUUCCAACCUCAAACACCCCCCAACGCCCAAUCCGGCGAAUCGUCAAGAUCUCAGCGGUAUCCGGCUUCAGCCACACCUGCCAAUGAUUUCCGAGAGCGUGAAGACCCAUCCUUGCCCCCUGGCUCGGCACCGCCCAUGAGACCACAACGCAGUGCUGCUCGUCAACCUGGUAUCAUCAUCAGUAAUCCACCCUCUUCCUCCAACUCAACUGGAACCAAGCAUUUUUCACCCGCCCCAUCCCAAGGUGCCCCCUAUGAAACUCGCUACACUCAUGCUCGUGGACGUUCCGAUUCCUCGAACCGACUAGCCAGCUCGCGACAAACCCCUAGCGGAAGCAACAACAGACUGUACGAGGCCGUUAAUAGUCGACCGGAUAUCGCACGCGCACCCAAUUCAACUUCAAGAAUACAUGCAAAUGGGAAUGGCUAUCUCGAUCGAGAUUAUCGAGCACGAGAUGACGAUUAUCCUUCAGAGCCGCGUAACCAAUUCUCUAAUGAUAUGGUAAAACGACCAUCAACUGCUUCGUCCACUGGAUCAUUUGACAAUGAGGCGAACCGUGACUUAUUAUCAGCAAAUGAUUUGAAAGAUGCCAAGAGGAUGCAUGGUGCACGGAACAUCAUCGAAGCCUUUUCCAGUCAAGCCGAGAAACGAUCCAUUCAAAAAGCCCGUGCUACUCGCAGUCCCCCUCUUAUGGACCCAUCAGAAUCUCGUACAAUUCCCAGUAUGUUCCACGAUCAAUCCUAUCCCCGUACACCUGGCUUUGGGGAGAUCGAGCGUGUGCUUCAGAAAAUUAAGCUUUACUGGGAUGCCACCGGGAUUGCGGGAUCUUCAAACCAAAAUGAACCAUUCGGAUACUCGGUUACUCCCACCGCAGUCCCCUUUUCGGCCGUUGGCUUAGCAUUAGACCUUCUAGACAGCGAAAAUCCCGAGCUCGCCAAGUCUGCAAGUCGAGCUAAGGAUAUGAUCAAUAAGAAGGGCGGCGUGAUACCUUCUUUAUCAUCAUUCCUUCAACUCAAAGCCGAACUUGAAAAAGCCUUACAGUUAACUAUUCAAGGAAAUUACCGCCAAUUCGAUGCUUCUGUCAAUUGUUACAAACUGGCCAAGGUUAGCGUCGACAGCAACUACAAAAAGGUGGCUGAACUCAAAUCGAAACUGGUCGAAUGUAGAGCUACCUUAGGGAAUGGUAGUCCUUCAUCAGCAUUCAAUAACGCCGUAGGAGGAAAAGGGACUGAGAUGAAAGGGCUUCAAGCAAGAAGGGAGGUACUACGAGAAAUGCUGAAGUUGAUUGAUACCAUUGAACGACUGAAACAAGUGCCUGAGAGGCUCGAAAGCUUGAUAUCUGCCAAAAGCUUCUUGUCUGCAACAGUCCUGCUUGUAAGGUCCUUGAAAGUUAUCAACAAGCCCGAGCUAGCUGAAAUUGGUGGUUUGAGCGACCUGCGGAGUUAUCUAGUCAAUCAAGAGUCUGUGAUGUUCGAGAUGUUGAUCGAAGAAUUGCAUAAUCAUCUGUACCUCAAAAAUUACUUUUGUAACUCUAAGUGGCGGGCCUAUCGACCAGGUCAAGUUACAUAUCCAACAUCCGCUCAUCCAUCAUCGUAUCAUGCUGCAGCAUCAUCUUCCAAGCAUUCAAAUAUAGAGAAUUCCAACACGCCCUCUAGCCCAAUACCUCACCUGCGGAACUACCUGAACGACCUCAUGACACAACCACAAUCAAAUCCUCUGGUAGAAGAAGCCGAUCUCUUCCUAGAACUUUCUUCUAUCUCUCUUCAUUCUGAACUGGGAACUGAAGACGUCCGAAGAAUGUCCACCACUACCAGCGGCGUGACCGCCAAGAAGCGAAGAAAUCAAUCCACUAACCCUGAGCUAGACUCCUUCAAGUAUAUCGAAAGUUUGAUUGAAAGUUUUGCUGUUCUUGGAAAACUCAGUCUGGGUCUUGAUACUGUUCUUCAACGGGUUCCCGUCGAAGUUUAUACACUAGUCGAAAGCACUUUAAAUGAAGUUGAUGAAAGACACGAGAAUACCAAACGAUUCUUCCGAUCCUCGUCUGCGAGCAAAAACGCACUAAAGAGCAACAUGAACAUGAUUGUCUUGAUGAAUACGACCAGCCAGCCAUCACCAUCUGAGAACCCAGAUCUGAAGUCUACGGCCAAUCGAACAAUUCAACGAUUCUCACUGUUCAAAUUUAAUAAUAACGAGCUGAGGGAAUUAGAAUCGGUCAUUCACAUCCUCCAAGACUUUUUUUGGACACUUUAUUCUAAGUUUGACGCCACCCUACAAUCUUUCAGAGUCCUUCACGAAGUCUCCCUACGGAUCAGUGAACGAAAGAGCUUCAAAGAAGAAGGCAUGGAGUCUAACCUGGUCUUGUUUUCAUUGCUAGAGGUUUGGAAACCAAUCCAAAGUGAAUUACUAGCAUUGAUCCACGCGUAUCUGACCGAGUCAGGAGACGAUCAGUUUGCAGCUUCCACGACUACUUCCACUACUCGAAACCCCAUGACAUCGAUCGCAGAGGUGCUGAAGAUCGGUCUGGGUGGGGCCACUUCGACGAGCAAUGCCAACAUGGCCUGGAAAGAUUCCAACAAGCAACUGUUCAAAUUCAAGGAUGCGGGUCUCAAACAAAGUCAAAAAGAUUUCAAGACUCACGAGGCUAAUCUGUAUUCGGCUUUGAAGGUUUCCGUCCCCGGAUUGGUGCUCGAUUCAACAACUUCAAAUUCACAAGCAAAUGGUGCAGUGGUCUUGAGUACUGGGGUGAUGAUGACCGACGAUAACUCGGGUGCACGUGGGAACAGUACCCAUAAACUGCUAGUCCAACCAGACGCAUUCCACAUCGCCCAUUUAUUCAAGCCGACCUUGGAGUUUCUAAAACGGGCCAAGGAGGUCCUGCCCAGUGGUAUGAAUCUGGCCCAAUUCGGUGGAUUCUCGGGAUUCUUGGACGAGUUUGUCUUACACACCUUUCUACCUCAGCUAGAGGAGAAAGUGAUUUAUAUGUUCGAACACUCCGUUAAUGCACCUGAUGCAUUUCAGGACGAUACAUCCCAGCAGUUUGAAACCAACACACCGGACAUGAACUUAGGGCCUCAUCGGCAGAAAAUGAGUUCACCUAUGCCUGUUGCCAAAGUCCAGUCACUUCGAGCUAUAGUGGCACUUAUCGAAUGUCUCGGCAGCUUGUUGCAAUCCACAUCAUUUCACCAAGAGAAGUACGGCCGAUUGAUGAUCAGUAUUGUGGUACAAUAUUAUCAAAAGUGUCAUGAACGCUUCAAAGAAUUAGUUGUUCGAGAAUCAAUGGAAACUACAGCUAUAAUAGAUGAGUCUAACCCUCACGCCAAUCUGAAGCUUGCAGCCGAUUGGGCUCAGAAACAAGAAUUCAUCAAACACUUGACAGCAUUAAAAUCUUCUUCUACGAGUACGAAGAAGUUAUUAAAGAAGCUUUGCAAGACAGAGGAACGAUGUCUGACCUCCCGGGCCGCUUUGGUCCCAAUUGAUUUGAUCCAAUCUCCAAAGAAACUUGCCGCAUUGGCCCAUCUUUAUAAUACUUUGCUAUCGUUUAUAUCUUUUAUCCGCCGGCUGGGAAGUGCGGUCAAAUCAAUCCCAGAUUCAGAAGGUGAGUCCGGGCUCGAGAGUGAACGUUUAACUGCCGAAUGGUACAAAGAGUUCGGGCCCUCAAUCAAGAAAUCGAAGCAAACGAGAACAACCUUUCAAAUGCCUUUGACACAUGCCCUAAUGCGACGAUUUCAAUUGGUCCACCGAUCAUUUUGUACUUUGGCCCAAACGAUCCUAUUCACGAUCCAUCUCGAACUGCGAUUGGAAACCUAUUAUCACAUCGAGCAAACCUUUGUGCGAGGGAAUUACUUCUUGAGUCGGUCGGAUUCGAUCGAGCCGGAUCUGAAGAUCAUCGAACUCAAUAGUCUGAUCAACGGCUAUUCGGAAAGCUCGAUCGUCAAGAAUCUCGUCCGAACGGAGGAUCGAAGGUUUCCUUUCCUCGGUCUUGUCAACCUCAUCGACGAUCUGAUGAUCACCAAUGUCAAGAAACUCUCGCUCGCUAACGAGAUCGGGUUUAAAAAAUUGGCUAAAAACUCUAUCGCUCUCCAACAAAAUAUGAAAUCGAUCUUGUUGAAUAACCGUCUUCUCUAUCAUCAUCAAGAACUAUCAAAGGAUCUCCAGAUGAACCCAAACAAUAUUUUACCCGUCGAUGUCAAAUCAUCACUCUCGUUUGAUCUAAAUUUCGAGCGGUGCCGGAAGUUUUGGGAGAAUGCUUCCAAGGGUCCUCAGGCGGUGAUGGAAUCAAUCCGCAGGGGGGAUAACUACAGAUUUGAAGAGUAUCGAAAGCUUUUAGAGUUGCUAUGUCUGAACGACCGGAACCCGGCGACGGUCCGUAUGUCCUCCGGCAUCAGCCAUCAACACGCCGAUGAUAGUCAUCGCAACCAUGCGCGAGAGGACGAUAGCGAGUCCAAUAACCGGGCUUCGCUCAAGUUCCCAGACGAUUUUCACGACCAUACUAACCUGUCAAUCGAGAAACGUAAACGGAUCUAUAACGAAUGCCUUAUUGAAUUGCAUGCUCUCGUGCUGGAGGACGAUGACGAGGAUGACGAAGGCGAAGACGAACUCGGCUCGGAGAACAUCAUGGGCUCUCUCAAUAAACAAAUAAAUGCUGGUGAUCAGAAUGUCCAUUCUGAUCAUCCGGAAUAG